Colossoma macropomum (tambaqui) is the source of this 3597-nucleotide messenger RNA. RefSeq names its product glycerophosphodiester phosphodiesterase domain containing 2 (gene gdpd2). The record is from RefSeq and is a predicted model, not a curated record. Gene Ontology annotation, biological process: lipid metabolic process. Gene Ontology annotation, molecular function: glycerophosphodiester phosphodiesterase activity. The transcript is spliced from 15 exons. Lineage: Eukaryota; Metazoa; Chordata; Actinopteri; Characiformes; Serrasalmidae. Gene Ontology annotation, cellular component: membrane. Bases 302 to 1873 code for a protein of 523 amino acids.
CGCCCCUCCCCCGCCUCCCCCGCUGUGUGGAGUGGAGUCCUACAUUGAUCGGCGUCAUUAGCAUUCGAAUCCCGACAUUCUCAACUGCAUCUACAACGUGGGAAAGAGAGAGAGAGACAGAGAGAAAGAGAGGUCUGCUGUGAGAGAGGAGCCCACUUGUUUGCUCUGAACAUUUGGGACUUGGAUGGCUCUUGUAAGUUGUCAUGCUAAGAUCUGAGCUAUUACACGGACAUCUACACACGCGGAAAUCCAGGUCUACAUUUUCUGUGAAUGUGUCUUAUCUUGCUGUGAAGACAACGCAAUGCGUUCACAGGAAAGCAUCUUCCGAAUUUGCUUCAGAGGGGUCUACAGUUGCUACUGGACGCAUUCAAGGGACAACAAUCAAAGAUGCCCAUGCUGCUGGUUCUCCUGCCUCUCUCUGGUGUCUGUUUUGACGCUGGGAUGGAUGUACAUCUGUUUUAUCGCUUAUAAUGACCACAGUGAUCUCAACUGGAAAGCUUUUCAAGAGCUCAGUCUGUGGGUGAACUGGUUCAUGUGUAUCAUCAUCUUGUCUGCAGUAGUGGCCAUAUACUGCCUUCUCCUAUUGCUUUUUUCAUUGUUCCAGUUUGCUAUUAAAGAACCUUUGGAUUUACACUGGCUGCAUAAGGUGUUGCUCUUUCUGGGUCUGGUUAUAGUCGUGUUCGGUAUAGCGGGAAUAAGUUCAAAAUGGGAAGAGGAAUGGAGCACUAUUCAUUUGUCCCUGCAGGCCACGGCCCCUUUUCUGCAGUUGGGUGCGGUGGUGGCCUUGACCAUGUUGAGCUGGCUCAUCUUCCAGAGUUACCACAGAACUCAGAGUGCUGUUUCCAAAGCCCUCAUUAUUGGAGCAUUACUGGCAGUUUCUGUUGCAAUUUUCCUCAGUCCUCUAUUAAUUCAUUCUCCAUGCAUCAUUGACAAACUUCCCCCGAAACCAGCCCUCGUUGGACACCGAGGUGCACCUGUGCUGGCUCCAGAGAACACCAUGAUGUCAUUUAGGAGAAGUGCAGAGUGCAAAGUUACAGCCUUUGAGACAGAUGUCCAGCUCAGCAAGGACAAGAAGCCUUUUCUUAUGCAUGACGAUGGCAAGAAGUUUCUAAAGAGGACAACAAAUGUGGAUAUUAUUUUUCCAAAUCGUACAAACAACUCUAGCAGUGACUUCACACUGGAAGAGCUGCAGAGUUUAAACGCAGGCGAAUGGUUUCUGAAGACAGAUCCGUUUUGGUCAGUAUCCUUGCUUUCAGAGGAGGAGAAGGAAAACGCUCGUAACCAGACAGUGCCGACCCUUUCUGAACUUUUAGACCUCGCCAAAGAACACAACAUCUCUGUCAUCUUUGAUUUAAAGAAUGGCAAUUAUGACUGCAACUGCACAGUGACAACCAUCCUGAACUCUAGCAUCUCACAUGAUUUGAUAUGGUGGCUGCCUUCAGCAUGUGGAGAAGAUGUUAACAUGCGUGCUAAAGGGUUCCGCCAGGUCUACAGAAAUGUGUCUGCAAUGAAAGACAAUAACGGAAAUUUUUUAAAUGUGAAAUACAGCAGCCUGAGUACUGAAGACAUCAGGAACCUGACUAGCAGAAAUGUGACGGUCAACCUGUGGGUAGUGAAUGAACGCUGGCUAUUCUCUUUGCUGUGGUGCUCGGGGGCCAGCUCAGUGACCACCAACACCUGCCACGUCCUCAGCGACAUGUCUAACCCUGACUGGCAUCUGAAAUAUCGUACGUACCUAAUUAUAUGGAUCACCACUGACCUGGUGUCAUUGGUUCUGAUGGUCGUUCUGUUUUACUUGCAAAGGAGAAAGAAAUCAAGGAACCCCCUGGAUUCCUCCUGGAAUCAGAGAGAAUUGUCUCCCUUCUUAUCAUAGUCCUAGAAGUACAUGUUUCAUCAUUUGAGUAGGUUUAUAUAGGCCUGGGCAAUAUGACACUAUUUAUUGUUAUCGUGAUAACUUAUAUCGGAAUGCUUUUCUCAUCACAUCAUGGAUAUUAUUGACAUGUAAAAACUUCUUAACUAUAUGUUUGAUUAUAAAGAGAACAUAAUAACACAGGUCAGUGUGUGAAAUUUUCAAUACACUGAGUUGGAUUUAUUUGGUUGGUUUUUGAUAGUAUCUUUUAAAUGUGGCAUUAGUUUCAGUUCCCACAUAUCAGAUGUCAAACAAAAUAGAUAUUGUGGGAUACCAUCUAACGUAUUGCAUUUUUGUCAUAUUGCCCAGCUCUCAGUUUAUACCAUUUCACUGUUAAUAAAAGGUUUAACAUUUCUACUGUUCGCAGCUGUUGAAAACAGCAUACCACAUCCCACAUGAUGUGAAGUAGCCUGCAGUUUAAAAAUGCUGCAUAAAAAUAAUCUAGAAAAUAAAUACGUAGAGAUGCAAGAAAUAUGUACUGAUAACUACAGAAAAGGAAUUUUGUGAUUCUUGUGCCAGUGACCUUAUAGUGUUCUAAUACACUGGAAUAAAGCCUUAAUGCAAAGUUACUAUGAAAAGAUUACAUAAUAAUUUCUUUGGGCCUGGGGCUGCAGAUUUAGAUGGUUUCUGGAAGAGUCAUUCUUUGACAGGUUUUGUCCAGCUUGGAGAUACUCAAAUUAGUCCAGUUUAAAUAUCAUUUUAAUAUUUUAAGCAAGUCUUAGAGUAUUUGUGAUGUCUCAUCUUCAUCAUGCUUGAGGCCUAAGGACCGGUUUCUCACACCCAGGUUGUUUCAUGGUGAAUCACCACUGACAUAACAGUUUAGUCUAUGACCCUGCUUAACUCAUGUCCAGGAAGCCACUCUUUUGUGCUUUUUUUAGAGUUCCAUCAUGCUGAUUCAUUUCAUGCGUAUUCGUUGGUGCACCCAGACACCCUUAAACUCAACCAUGCAUUCCUUAUCUUUUUUUUUUUCCUUGUUCCUUAAAGAUAAUCUUACGUUUUAAUUGGGUUUGGUUAUUAUUAAUGUAGUUCCUCUUGAGAGGAUGUUGAGAGUUAUUGUAAGUUUUUUUUUUGUUUUUUUCUUUUUUGAGAAAAUAAUUAAAAAUAACUUUAUUCAGAUUAGAGGAAUUUUAACAAAACGUGUUCAAAAAUUUAUUAAAACACACUUAGAAGUACAGUCUCUUGAAUAGUGGCAUUUGUAUAUAUUUUAUAAUAUGCAUUAAUGAUUAACUGUGAAUGAAUGUGCUGUAUUUCAGCUUUCUUUCCUAGGACACAUAACGUCGAUUAUAAUGGACUAGAGUAAAAUGAUUGUUAGAUUACUUUGGAGCUCUGCUGACGCUUUAGAUCAGCUGAGCUUUAAGUCUUUUCUCUUUAACAUGUUACUGUAUUUAAUGUGAAUAUGUAAACCACUGAGCCACUCCUGCCUCUUACUGUAACUUUUGAUGCUAAUUCUGUAGCUUGUGGUCAGGCAUGCUGAACUCCUAUUGAAUGCUGCAAAUAUUUCUCCUGUAUUGAUGACUAGUGAUUUUAAUAAUUACAUGUAAGAGUUUUCGUCAUAUUGGAUUUUUACAGCUCAAUAAAGAACCAGCUUUCAUAAUCACUGAAUUAAAAAAAAAUAAUAAAAUGAUUUAUUUUAGAAUUGGUCAUAGAACUAUUACUGCUACAUCUCAAUGGAAUAUGUGAAUGUGGGA